Molecule: messenger RNA, 688 nt
Organism: Herpailurus yagouaroundi (jaguarundi)
Lineage: Eukaryota; Metazoa; Chordata; Mammalia; Carnivora; Felidae
Gene: SNRPD3
Product: small nuclear ribonucleoprotein D3 polypeptide
Exons: 4
Coding region: 151-531 (126 amino acids)
Biological process (GO): spliceosomal snRNP assembly; RNA processing
Cellular component (GO): spliceosomal complex
Molecular function (GO): RNA binding
Source: RefSeq, a predicted model, not a curated record
GGCUCUGCGCGCAGCAUUUUGGGAACGCGUGGUAUUCUGGGAGCGCGGGACCCGCCAUUCCUUGGCUCACACCUUCGUAGUUGCUCGACUUGCUGCCACACGGGAAAGGAAGAGUAGGCCGGAGCCGGUGAGAACUCUUUUCCUGCCAAGAUGUCUAUUGGUGUGCCGAUUAAAGUCCUACACGAGGCUGAGGGUCACAUCGUGACAUGUGAGACAAACACCGGCGAGGUGUAUCGUGGGAAGCUCAUUGAGGCGGAGGACAACAUGAACUGCCAGAUGUCCAACAUCACAGUCACAUACAGAGACGGCCGAGUGGCACAGCUGGAGCAGGUGUACAUCCGUGGCAGCAAGAUCCGCUUUCUCAUCUUGCCUGACAUGCUGAAAAAUGCACCCAUGUUAAAGAGCAUGAAAAAUAAAAACCAAGGCUCAGGGGCUGGCCGGGGAAAAGCUGCUAUUCUGAAGGCCCAAGUGGCUGCAAGAGGAAGAGGACGUGGAAUGGGGCGUGGAAACAUCUUCCAGAAGCGAAGAUAAAUUUAUCUGUUGAACUGAACUUUGUCGUUAUUUUUUCCCUUAGGUUGUCUGGGUUCAGGGGGGUGUAUGCUUAUGUAUAUGUUCUAGGUUUCCUUUUGACAUCUUUCUCUUUAGAGCAGAGGAAAUGUUAAACUAAAUAAAUAUGGUGGUGAUUGUU